Molecule: messenger RNA, 1916 nt
Organism: Helianthus annuus (common sunflower)
Lineage: Eukaryota; Viridiplantae; Streptophyta; Magnoliopsida; Asterales; Asteraceae
Product: nucleolar protein 56
Exons: 8
Coding region: 99-1724 (541 amino acids)
Cellular component (GO): small-subunit processome; box C/D methylation guide snoRNP complex
Molecular function (GO): snoRNA binding
Source: RefSeq, a predicted model, not a curated record
CCUAGCGGCUCUGCAUAAUAAGAGAAGCGACGCCAAACCCUAAAUUUGACUCACAGGUGCAAAAUCCAGCACAUUGAGCUUGAAGCUGUUGGUCUCCAAUGGCGUUGUAUCUUCUCUACGAGUCAGCGUCUGGAUACGGCCUGUUUUUGGCCCACGGUAUCGAUGAAAUCGGACAAAACACAGAGGCUGUUCGUAACUCGGUAACUGACCUCAAUCGCUUUGGAAAGGUUGUCAAGCUUGCUGCUUUUAAUCCUUUUGAAUCUGCUCUUGAUGCUCUCAAUCAGCAAAAUGCUGUAUCCGAAGGACAAAUGACUGAUGAACUGAGGAACUUUUUGGAGCUUAGUCUUCCAAAGGUCAAGGAAGGUAAAAAGGCAAAGUUCAGUUUAGGUGUAGUGGAUCCCAAAAUCGGGUCUCACAUACAAGAAGAAACCAAGAUUCCAUGCCAGAGCAAUGAGUUUGUUUCUGAGCUUAUUCGCGGUGUUCGUUUGCAUUUCGAUAGGUUCAUUGACAAUCUCAAGCCAGGUGAUUUGGAGAAAGCUCAACUCGGUCUGGGCCAUAGUUACAGCAGGGCAAAGGUCAAGUUCAACGUUAACCGUGAAGACAACAUGGUUAUUCAAGCGAUCUUUCUGCUUGAUACUCUUGAUAAGGAUGUAAAUACAUUUUCCAUGAGAAUCAGGGAAUGGUACUCAUGGCAUUUCCCAGAGCUAGUUAAGAUUGUCAAUGACAAUUAUCUGUACGCUAAACUUGCAAAGUUUAUCGAAGAUAAAUCAGAAUUGUCUGAAGAUAAGUUAGAAGGCCUAAUAGAAAUUCUUGGGGACGAAGAUAAAGCAAAGGAAGUACUAGAAGCUGCCAAAGCAUCAAUGGGCCAAGAUUUGUCACCGGUUGAUUUGAUUAACGUUAAGAUGUUUGCACAGCGUGUGAUGGAGCUUGCUGAGUACAGGAAGAAACUUUUUGAUUAUCUCGCCACUAAAAUGGGUGACAUCGCACCUAAUCUAGCUGCGUUAAUCGGUGAAGUUGUUGGUGCUCGUUUAAUAUCUCAUGCUGGUAGUCUUACAAAUCUUGCAAAAUGCCCUUCUUCUACCCUUCAAAUCCUCGGUGCCGAGAAGGCCCUUUUCAGGGCUUUGAAAACCAAAGGAAACACACCAAAAUAUGGUUUGAUUUUUCAUUCGUCUUUUAUUGGGCGUGCAUCUGCAAAGAACAAGGGUCGAAUGGCUCGUUAUCUAGCUAACAAGUGUUCGAUUGCUUCUCGAAUUGAUUGCUUCUCAGAGAGCAGUACCACUUCAUUUGGUGACAAACUUCGUGAGCAAGUUGAAGAACGCCUUGACUUUUACGACAAAGGGGUUGCACCUCGUAAAAACAUCGACGUUAUGAAAGCUGCUAUGGAAACUGCCGCAAAUCAAGGUGCAGAAAUGGAUGUUGAUAAAGAGACCGAACAAUCAACAAAGAAAAGCAAGAAGAAGAAAUCUAAAGAUAACGAUGAAGCGAAAGCAGACGACAAAGAGAAUGCUGCAACCAACGGAGACGCUGAACCUAAAUCUGGAAAGAAGAAAAAGAAGCGCGCACUUGAAGAGGAAUCAACGCCCGCAGAAAAUGGAAAAGAAAAUGGUUUGAAUGCAGAAAAUGGAACCGAAAAGAAGAAAAAGAAGAGUAAAGAUGUUGAAAUGGAGGAUGUGGCUGCUGUUAGUGAAGGUAAGAAGAAAAAGAAGAAAAAGUCGGCUGAGUGAAGAAGAUGAUGAUGACAAGGUUUGGUAAGUCGCCAACAUUUUUGUAUCAUGGCCUCGGCGUUUUGAUGUUAUGUUUUCUUAAUAUACUAUUACUGUUAUCACAGACAUAAGGUUUGAAGUUAGUUAGGGUAAUUUAAUGUCAACGUUUAUUUUGGCUUCAUUUUAAUUAUUUCGUGUUAGUUAAGGUUGUUA